Messenger RNA from Sipha flava (yellow sugarcane aphid), 1302 nucleotides. Its product is annotated as actin-like protein 6B. Gene Ontology annotation, cellular component: SWI/SNF complex; NuA4 histone acetyltransferase complex. The record is from RefSeq and is a predicted model, not a curated record. Gene Ontology annotation, biological process: regulation of transcription by RNA polymerase II; nervous system development. NCBI's taxonomy places the organism in Eukaryota, Metazoa, Arthropoda, Insecta, Hemiptera, Aphididae. Gene Ontology annotation, molecular function: chromatin binding.
AAAAAAAAAUUAAACAUGAAUAGUGGUAUGUUAUACGGUGGUAAUGAAAUUGGUGCAUUGGUGUUUGAUUUGGGCUCACAAUCGUUUCGUUUCGGUUAUGGUAAAGAAGAUACCCCAGAAGCAGAAAUACCUGCUGUGGUCGGUAUUUCAGACGAUGGUGCAGUGGAUACUAGUUUGCUGGAACCUGGAGUUAAAAAAGGCAAUCGUAUCAAUGAAAAUACUAAAUAUUACAUAGACAUUAACACGUUAUGUGUUCCUCGUAAAGGCAUGGAAGUAGUGAGUUGCAUGAAAGAUGGUAUGAUUGAAGACUGGGAUUUGUUCGAAAAAAUUUUGGACUUCUCUUAUUCAAAAUACUUGCAAACUGAUUCAAAGUACCGACCAGUAUUAUUUACUGAGUCUCCCUUAAAUGUUACAUCAAAAAGAGAAAAGUUAGUAGAGUUAAUGUUUGAAAAGUACAAUGUACCAGCUAUUUAUCGAAAGGAUGCUGUCUUAGCUGCAUUUUCUCAUGGCCUUUCAUCUGGUAUUGUUGUGGACAGUGGUGCAACACAUACUACUGCAGUUCCUAUACAUAAUGGUUAUGUUAUACGUAAUGCUAUUGUCAAAUCUCCUUUGGGAGGAGAUUUCAUUAGCAAGCAGUGUAGACAAUAUUUUAAAGAAAAUGAAAUUGAAGUAAUUUCUCAUUAUAUGGUAGCGUCAAAAGAGAAAGUGAAGGAAAAAGAAAAACCCAUUUGGACCAAAAAAAAGUUACUUCCUGAAGUUUCAAAUUCUUGGCACAAUUAUAUGUGUAAAUCAGUUAUUCAAGAUUUUCAGCAUUCUGUAUUACAAGUAUCUGAGUCUCCAUAUGAUGAAAGAAUAAUUUCAGCUCUUCCAACAUCUCAUUUUGAAUUCCCUAAUGGCUACAAUCAAGAAUUUGGAAAUGAAAGGUUUAAAAUACCUGAAGCUUUAUUUGAUCCCAGUGCUAGUAUGGGUGGUUCUAUGUUGGGUGUGACUCAUAUUGUUAUUACUAGUCUUAGAAUGUGUGAUAUGGAUGUAAGACCGGUUUUAUGUGAUAAUGUCGUUGUCACUGGAGGAAAUUCAUUGUUACAAGGUUUUCCAGAGAGAUUAAAUCGAGAUCUUUCAGCCCGUAUACCAGCUAGCAUGAGAUUGAAAUUGAUUGCACCAAAUGGAUCUACUGAAAGACGAUUCGGUGCUUGGAUUGGUGGGUCAAUAUUAACCUCUAUUGGAACAUUUCAACAAAUGUGGUUUUCUCAACAAGAAUAUAAGGAAGGAGGCAAAAGUCAAAUUGAUCGCAAAUGUCCAUAA